AAGCGGCUUGUUUGUAAGUUUUUAGUCGUUUGAGUGGAAUUGUUAUUAAUAUCAAGACAUAUAGUAUCUAUUAACAUCUACUAGUAGAAUAUUACACUCAAGUUUUUCUUACUAGAAAGUCAUCAAUAAACAAACAGCAUCAUGACUACUAUGCCAGUAAAUCCAAAACCCUACCUAAAUGGUCUUAUGGGUAAAACUAUUAUAGUUAAGCUUAAAUGGGGCCACGAGUAUAAAGGAUUCUUAGUCUCCACUGACAAUUACAUGAACAUACAAUUAGCCAGUGCAACAGAAUUUGUUGAAGGUAGUGAGCCUGCUUUAUUGGGAGAAAUCAUGGUUAGGUGUAAUAAUGUGCUUUAUAUCAGAUCAGUUGAUGAUGAAAACGAAGGAGUUGAUGCAGAGAUGAAAGAUUGAAUGAUUAACAAAGUUGAGAAAAUAAAAUGUUAACUUUUUAUGUAUUUCUAACAUUAAAAAUUAAUUUUCAUUGUAUAAAAAAUGACUUGAAAUUAAAUACUUUUAUAUAAACUAAACAAUUUCUUAAAUGAUUUCUAUUAUUACACUAAGGGUUAAUUAAACUAUUUGGCACCCUAUAAUAUUAAAAUUUCAAUAAGUAAUACUAAAAAGUUGUUGACUUGAGUUUAAGUUCUUGUCAUUAUUUGUAAAAUUUGUAAGUUAUUAGCCCCAAACAACUCAUAGUAUCUUGCAUUUUUUGUAUGUUUAUAAAUAAGAUAAGAAAUUAAAGAUGAUUGGGCCAACAAGGCAGUAUCUUAAUA
This is a messenger RNA of Sipha flava (yellow sugarcane aphid), 770 nucleotides long. It is a transcript of the gene SmF, whose product is annotated as small nuclear ribonucleoprotein F. Bases 142 to 411 code for a protein of 89 amino acids. Gene Ontology annotation, cellular component: U1 snRNP; catalytic step 2 spliceosome. The transcript has 3 exons. The record is from RefSeq and is a predicted model, not a curated record. Gene Ontology annotation, molecular function: RNA binding. Gene Ontology annotation, biological process: spliceosomal snRNP assembly; mRNA splicing, via spliceosome. NCBI's taxonomy places the organism in Eukaryota, Metazoa, Arthropoda, Insecta, Hemiptera, Aphididae.